AUGGCCCAAGGCCAUAUCAUUCCCAUGGUAGACAUUGCUAGGUUGCUGGCUAAACGUGGUGUUAUUGUCACCAUUUUGACGACACCCGUCAACCAUAACAGGUUCAAAACAGUGGUUGCUCGUGCAAUCCGUUCUGGACUACAAAUUCAUGUAGUAGAACUCAAAUUUCCAACUGUAGAAGCAGGCCUUCCGGAAGGGUGUGAAAAUUUCGACAUGAUACCGUCCAUGGAUUUGGCACUGAAGUUCUUCACUGCUGCUGGCAUGCUGCGGGAGCAGGUCGAAGAAUUGCUGCGGAAGGAAAUGAAACCUAUGCCGAGUUGCUUAAUAUCCGAUAUAUGUUUUCCUUGGACAACAAAUGUUGCUCAAAACUAUGGUAUUCCGAGGAUUGCGUUUCACGGGACUAGUUGUUUUUCUCUUUUAUGUUUGCACCUCCUGGCAAUCUCCAAGGAUUUCGAAAACAUAGCUUCUGACUUUGAGUAUUUCGUCGUGCCUGGAUUGCCUGAUAGAAUUGAACUGACUAAGGCUCAGCUUAGAGGAACUGUCAAUCCAAUGACUUCAGAUUGGAAUGAUGUAAGGGAGCUGAUAGAGGAGGCUGAGACAGAAGCAUUUGGGGUAGUGGCUAAUACUUUUGAAGAGUUGGAACUUGAGUAUUUGAAAGAAUAUAUAAAGGUGAAAGGCAAAAAGGUUUGGUGUAUUGGUCCAGUUUCUUUAUGCAACAAAGAAGAGUUGGAUAAGGCUGAAAGAGGUAACAAGGCCUCAAUUGAUGAAGAUCGUUGCACGAAAUGGCUAGACUCUCAGGAACUGAACUCUGUUCUUUAUGUUUGCCUAGGAAGUUUAUCUCGACUAGCAACUGUACAAAUGAUAGAGCUCGGUUUAGGCUUAGAAGCAUCAAAUAGACCGUUCGUGUGGGUUAUUCGAAACGUAUCGGAUGAGCUUCAAGCAUGGCUAGUCGAGGAAAAAUUCGUGGAGAGGAUUAAGGGAAGAGGCAUUUUAAUCCAUGGUUGGGCACCACAAGUACUAAUAUUGUCCCAUCCCGCCACUGGAGGAUUCUUAACGCAUUGUGGAUGGAACUCGAUCCUCGAAGGCAUAUGUGCCGGUUUGCCUAUGAUAACGUGGCCGAUAUUCGCAGAGCAGUUUUGCAACGAGAAGUUCAUUGUGACUGUGCUCAAGACAGGAUUGAGGGUAGGUGUUGAAAUACCUGUUUCAUUUGGAGAGGAUGAAAAAAUAGGACUACAGGUGAAGAAUGAUGAAAUUACGAGGAUUAUCGACAGGUUGAUGGAUGGAGGAGAAGAGGGAAAAGAGAGGAGAGAGAGAGCAAAAAAGCUUGGAAAAAUGGCAAAAAUGGCACCUGAAGAAGGGGGUUCCUCUUACCAGAACAUGACAUUGCUUAUACAAGAUAUCAUGCAGCAAGCAAGCAGUGGUCUGACGGAGAAAUCCUAA
Messenger RNA from Fraxinus pennsylvanica, 1440 nucleotides. The record is from the annotation of a GenBank genome assembly. Lineage: Eukaryota; Viridiplantae; Streptophyta; Magnoliopsida; Lamiales; Oleaceae.